GAUCAUUAACAAAACUUUUGUGCAAUUAACCACAACCCAAAGCAGGGUUCUUGCACCGUUAGAAUACAAGCUUUAGCAAAUAGAAGGCCGAAGGAUAUCUUUUACUGUGUUCAAGUGUGAAUAAAAUUGUGAAAAAAAUGAAAAUUGAAAUCGCAUUACUUCUCAUCGCCUGCACCGCGUCUGCUGUGUUUGCCGCGCCACAAGCGCAGGGUGAACCAAUAGCCAUUAUUAGUCAGGAGUCGAAUAUUGAACCGGAUGGUUCAUAUAAUUAUAACUAUGAAACCGCUAAUGGCAUUAAAGGCGAGGAGACUGGUACGCUUAAGAAGGCCACCUCACCAGAUACCAGCGAUGUGAUUAUUGCGCGCGGCUCUGUCAGUUACACCUCACCCGAAGGUAAUCUAAUUACGCUCAACUAUGCUGCAGAUGAUGAGAAUGGCUUCCAGCCACAAGGCGAACAUCUGCCCACACCACCACCAAUCCCACCAGCAAUCCAAAAGGCACUCGACUAUUUGCUCAGCUUGCCCCCAGCGAAACGUCGUUAAGCUUUUAAUAGCUUAAACACUUAAUGGUGGAUGAAUGCGAAGAAAGACAAGUUCAUUUUUUUCGCGACACAUGCACAGAAGUAAUGUGACAACGCAACAAAACAAUUGUAUAAAUAUAUUUUUCUAAACUCUUUAAGAGUUUAAUUCCCUGCCAUGAGAAGCCCUCAAAGAUUGCUGUACUGUACAAUAAACCUUUUAUGUAACUAAAACAUAUGGACGAAUGUGGACACGCAUACAAAUUAUCAAA
This is a messenger RNA of Anastrepha obliqua, 789 nucleotides long. It is a transcript of the gene Cpr49Ae, whose product is annotated as endocuticle structural glycoprotein ABD-4. Gene Ontology annotation, cellular component: chitin-based extracellular matrix. The record is from RefSeq and is a predicted model, not a curated record. Gene Ontology annotation, molecular function: structural constituent of chitin-based larval cuticle. The coding region runs from base 138 to 542 and encodes 134 amino acids. The transcript is spliced from 3 exons. NCBI's taxonomy places the organism in Eukaryota, Metazoa, Arthropoda, Insecta, Diptera, Tephritidae.